UGUUUCAAUGGGUAAGUCCCAAAAACACGACCAAACCAAAGUCAUAGUCAUAGAAUUCAAAGUGUCGAUGCACUGCAAUGCAUGUGAGAGAAGUGUUGCUAAAGCCAUCUCCAAGUGUAAAGGAGUAGAAAAAUUCACAACAGACAUGAAGAAACACCGUGUGGUGGUGACGGGUCAGAUCGACCCAAAGAAAGUGCUGAAGAAACUGAAGAAGAAGACAGGGAAGAAAGUGGAGAUUGUGGGGAACAAGAACAAGGGAGCAGAAGACGAACGUGAUAAAACGGAUCUGAAUUCGGGUCUGGUUCUGAUGAACCCGUUUAUGCACCAAGUUGAUGGUUGUUUAGACACCCGAGUUUUAAUCAAGGAACAAAAAACCGGACCGGGAAUUAAACCGGUCGAGACAGUGGGUUAA
Neltuma alba is the source of this 412-nucleotide messenger RNA. Its product is annotated as heavy metal-associated isoprenylated plant protein 19. The transcript has 3 exons. The coding region runs from base 8 to 412 and encodes 134 amino acids. Gene Ontology annotation, molecular function: metal ion binding. NCBI's taxonomy places the organism in Eukaryota, Viridiplantae, Streptophyta, Magnoliopsida, Fabales, Fabaceae. The record is from RefSeq and is a predicted model, not a curated record.